This is a messenger RNA of Staurois parvus, 329 nucleotides long. NCBI's taxonomy places the organism in Eukaryota, Metazoa, Chordata, Amphibia, Anura, Ranidae. The record is from the annotation of a GenBank genome assembly.
AAUUCUGCAAGUAGCUCUAAUUUACUAUCGCUGUUCUCUAGCUGGUCUAAAACCACUUUUGACCUAAAGGGACGCUUUUUGGACACCAUGGACGUUUCUCAGUUUUCAGGCAGAAAGAACAGUAAAAAUGCAGGCAGGGCACAGGACAAAGCACUCAGGACAAAAUGUAUGUGAAAUGCUUUGAUACAUGAAUUUAGUGAAUGUCACUUUUACAACUUUCAAAUUUCCCGCCAGUUCCGUCCCCGUAUGUCCCGACGUCGCAGGGAACAGAACCCAGAAGACCAGAUCCACAUCGGAGGACAUGGCCGGGGACACUGCAGGGGGGACAU